Messenger RNA from Cylicostephanus goldi, 374 nucleotides. The record is from the annotation of a GenBank genome assembly. Lineage: Eukaryota; Metazoa; Nematoda; Chromadorea; Rhabditida; Strongylidae.
AUGAAAAGCAUAUUUGACUUUUUCUUAAAAGUGAUAAGCGAACCAAAAGUAGAAUGGGAAGUCUUUGAAUCAGCAUAUUUUGGAAAGCACCGUACAAUCGGGGAAAAUUCUGUUACUUGCGUUCGCCUUUAUCCGGAUCUAGCAUUCGAGGAGUUCACUCAAUCUCCAGAUCUCUCAAGAGCCGUUAACGAGUCUAGAAUAGAAUUCGAAAAUAUGAGUAUUGCCACUCCAAUCUCUACAGGAUUGUCGAAUCUGGAGACGAUCGAGUCGGUAUCAGAGCAAUCUACGAGGUUGAUUUUCUUGUAUUACAUGACGGCACCAAGUAUUUUUGUGAAUAUUAUUUCACAUAUAUUGACUUUGCGCUUACCUUGAAC